Molecule: messenger RNA, 1067 nt
Organism: Lycium ferocissimum
Lineage: Eukaryota; Viridiplantae; Streptophyta; Magnoliopsida; Solanales; Solanaceae
Product: UMP-CMP kinase 3-like
Exons: 7
Coding region: 144-797 (217 amino acids)
Biological process (GO): 'de novo' pyrimidine nucleobase biosynthetic process; CDP biosynthetic process; UDP biosynthetic process
Cellular component (GO): nucleus; cytoplasm
Molecular function (GO): ATP binding; UMP kinase activity
Source: RefSeq, a predicted model, not a curated record
AUGCUAAAAGCGACAAGUAAAAGUGAAAAUUUAUUUUUAGUAUAGUGGACAAGUAAAAGUAAACGGAGGGAGUACUUUCUAACUGCUGCUUAUUGCAGGAAACAUUGAUGAACUAAACAUAUUCGUUGUGCAGGCAAUCCAAGAUGGAUUCACACAAGGAAGGUGAUAGAGGUUCAGGAAAGCAGAAGAAGGUCAAAAUUGUUUUUGUUAUAGGUGGUCCAGGGAGCGGUAAAGGAACGCAAUGCAAAAGAAUAGCACAACAGUUUGGCUACACUCAUCUUAGUGUUGGUGAGCUUCUACGUCAAGAAAUCAAUUCUGGUUCUAAAACUGGCUCCAUGAUUCAGAAAAUUAUGAAGGAGGGGAAGCUUGUUCCUGCAGAUGUAACCGUGAGGCUUCUUCAACAAGCCAUGCAAGAAAUGGAUAGUGACAAAUUCCUUAUUGACGGCUUCCCCCGGAAUGAAGAGAAUGUGAAAACAUUUGAGAAUUUUACAAAAAUGGAGCCUGAGUUUGUCCUUUACCUAGAUUGUCCACAAGACGAAAUGGAGAGGCGCUUGCUAUCAAGAAAUGAGGGAAGAGAGGAUGAUAACAUCGAGACAAUAAGGAAGCGAUUUAAAGUUUUUAUGGAGUCAACUCUCCCUACAGUUGAAUACUAUGAAUCAAAGGGGAAAGUUAGGAAGGUUGAUGCUGGAAAAUCUAUUGAUGAAGUUUUUGAGUCCAUCAAAUCCAUUUUCUCACCAGAAAAAGAUUAUAAGGUGCCACCAAGUACACACAACUGCGAAUGCUGCUUGAUACUUUGAAUGGAUGAUCCUCAAAGCUUGAUAGUGUACAUAAAUAUCUUUACUGCCAGAUUAACUUACAGAUACUAUUCGUGUGCUUUAACUUUUUGCAAUAGGUCAUGUCCCUUAUAUUCCAGGUUAUGAAUCCACUUAUCAUCGACGGUUACCUAUAGUUAUCUUUUUGGGGAUCUGACCAUGUAAAAAUUUAUACCGUCAGUUUAUAUGCUAAACUCUAUAUCGUGUGAUAUCUACCGUUUCUUGUUAAUGUGUGAUAAGAAUCAUUUCUAACCA